CCUCUGCUCUGCUCUGACGUCAGAUCUCGCUUUAACAACCCCCACCCCACCCCAGGGCUGCAGAGGAGGACCAUCUGCGGCUCCCCAUGGGCCGGGCCAGUCUGGGCCCAGCUCCCAGGAGAGGCAGCCGGACCCUCUGCUCUCCUCUGUGCAAGCCUUUGCUUCCGACCCCCAGGGAUGUGGUGCUUCCUGUCCUGGGCGCUGGCAGCAGUGACAGCGGCAGCUGCAGGCAGCAUCCUGGCCACGGCUCUCCCUCCAGCACUUGAGACCAUGGGUGUCACUCCAACACCACCGGAGGACACAGCCUCACACCUUGAAUUUUGCAAGUGGCCGUGUGAGUGCCCACCAUCACUGCCUCGCUGCCCGCUGGGGGUCAGCCUGGUCACAGAUGGCUGUGAAUGCUGUAAGAUAUGUGCCCAGCAGCUGGGGGACAACUGCACUGAGGCCGCCAUCUGUGACCCCCACCGGGGCCUCUACUGUGACUAUAGCAGGGACCGCCCGAGGUACGCAAUAGGAGUGUGUGCACAGGUGGUCGGCGUGGGCUGCGUCUUGGACGGGGUGCGCUACAGCAACGGAGAGUCUUUCCAGCCCAGCUGCAGGUACAAGUGCACUUGCAUUGGCGGUGUGGUGGGCUGCACACCACUGUGCCUCCGUGCACGCCCUCCGCGCCUCUGGUGCAGCCAGCCCCGACGGGUAAAAGUGCCAGGCCAGUGCUGUGAGCAGUGGGUGUGUGAGGAUGAUGCCCGGAGACCUCGACAGACCAUGCUGGGUGACACCGCCGCCCCGGCAGCUGUAAGUGACGUGGAGCCCUGGCACGGGAACUGCCUGCCCUACACCAGCCCCUGGAGCCCCUGCUCCACCAGCUGUGGCCUAGGCAUCUCCACUCGGGUCUCCAACACCAAUGCCCAGUGCUGGCCUGAGCAGGAAAGCCGCCUGUGCAACCUGCGGCCGUGCGACGUGGACAUCCGGCCGCACAUCAAGGAAGGGAAGAAGUGUCUGGCUGUGUUCCAGCCAGAUGCACCCAUGAACUUCACUCUUGCGGGCUGCGUCAGCACCCACUCCUACCGGCCCAAGUACUGUGGAGUCUGCACAGACAACAGGUGCUGCAUCCCCUACAAGUCCAAGACCAUCGAGGUCUCCUUCCAGUGUCCUGAGGGGCCUGGCUUCUCCCGCAAGGUCCUGUGGAUCAAUGCUUGCUUCUGCAACCUGACCUGCAGGAAUCCUAAUGAUAUCUUUGCUGACUUGGAACUCUACCCUGACAUCUCAGAAAUUGCCAACUAAAUGGGGCACAAAUCAUGAGGUUUGGGACCUGGCUAAAUGCUUGUAAACCAGCCAGCACUCUGAGGCCACCAGCAUCACAAUUGAGCCUUCUUUUGUCCGGUUCUUACUCACUUCUAAAAGCUCCAAUGUGGACCUUCAGCUCCCUUUCCGUCUUCCACCACCAAGAUGAUCCGUGAUGGUGCUACUGAGACCCAAACAAUAGGUGCCACCUUGGGUGGCACUCUGCAUCACAUGAAAGAAAGUACCUGUUUCUAGCUAUUCUGAUCAAAGCAAUCUCAUCCUUGCUGAGCCAUUGGAAGUCCUGCUGGAUCUUGUCCAGGUCCUGAGGAAUGGAACCAGCUAAAUAUCCAGUGUCACAGAUUCUCUUCUAGUGGCCAACUCCAUGGAGCUCUUAGGUCUACACGGGAGAAUGGAUGGGACUAGGGACAAUGGAAGUGAUUAUGUGGACCCUUUCAUGUAGUCCACUGACUGGCAUUUCCAUCCAUAGUAUGCCAAAGGAAGCCGUGAUUCCAAAGAUUUCUGCACCACAGCAACACCAGACAUUUGUCAAGUGAGUUGAAUAGUUGUUUGGGUUUGAUGAUCAGAGAAGAGUUGUAUUUGUCAACCUGGACAUUGCAGAGCUUCCAUUUCUCUUUACUCCUGCACUAAGAAGGGUUCAGACUGGGUUCAUCUCAAUCCAAAAUGUGAUUUGAGUAAUUUUACUUUUGUCCAUGGGGAAAGCACCCAGUAGACAGUGCAGGGUCACAGCAAGGUAAGCCAGUUUCAGAAGCACAAUAGACCAAAGAACUCAGUGACUGCUGGCUGGCAUUUCUGUGGGCCCUGGCUGGGACUUCCCUUGCAUACUGACCCUAUUUCUUCCCAGGCCACUUGGAAAGUGGUAGAGCCCUUCUGUGCCUGACACGGGUGUCCUGGAAGAUACUUCUACUCUUAUGAACCUUAGUAUCCUCUGAAGUGUCCUCUGAAGUCCAAACCAGGCCAUUAGGCAAGGUAUGGGUCAAACCAAGAAGUGGGACCACAUUGCAUCCACCUGAGGUGGCCUCAGGGGAGGGAGGCUGCAAGAUCCUGAGGUCCCUGGACCCAGGACACAUUGCUUUAUGAUGCAGGGACUUAUUUCAUAGACCUUGGGUUGGCGGGUCAAAGCAAUUCAGUUUUCAGGUCCAAAGACAGAAGCUGAGCAGUUGCUUAGAUAUGGAAAUCCAUUUAAUAGAGGUUAAAAGCCAACAAAAAUAAUAAUAACUAAGGCUAAAAGAAAAGAGAAGGUUGUUAUAAAUGGAAAUGAAACUCUUAUUUAUUUCAUUACUAGGAUAUAUUACUGUCAUAUUCUUUGAUUCAGUAUCUUCUCUGUACUAGACAUGGUUCUCCAUGCUUUCCAGACACUUGCUUAUUGAAUCUUCACAAUAGUAUUGAGAAGUUCUUGUUAUCAUUUCAAAGUUUACAAAUGUGAAAUGGAAGCUCAGAAAGGCAAAGAAAAACUUGACCAGAGUCACCCAUCAGGUAAAUGAGGGAAUUGGAAUUGAAGUCCAAAUUGGACUGACUUCAUAAUUCAUACUUUUCUUGAGCUUUCAAAUGUGCUAGAAUAGCCAAACAGUAAAAGAAGCAACUCUUGAUCUCAUUUUUUGCUUUUGAUUAUUGUCUUUCUAGCUUUUCUUUUCCAAAAGAAGUGUCUGAUUUUCCAAUAAUUUAGGCACUUCAGCAUCUCCCAAAAGUAGAAUAGACAAAAAUUAUGCAUUCCUUGAGAUCAUCCCCUCCUUCAAAUAUGAACCAGCUUGGGUCAUGCAUUUAUAAGUGAAUGUUUUUACUUAGCAGUGCUUACUGGGCUGAUGUGUAGUUAUUCGUGAAGAAAUUACAUGCAGCCUGCAGAGGGUUUCCUCAACAGAAAAAAAAGAUCAGGAAUUUGCCCUCCUUACUAUGACCUCCCAAAGGCUUAGCACAGUGCAAGGCAUACAGUGAUUCUCAAUAGGUAUUUGGUAAAUAAAAUAAGUUGUACAUAUGUUUCUACAUUUAUUUUAGAAGCUUUCUUCUUGCAUUUGUGUGAAAAUCUAAUUUUUGUCAGUGAAAAUCUUAUAUUAAGUGCCACUUAAAGAAAUGUAUAUUCAUGUAUGUACAAGAAUUCUCAUGUAACAAGAACUUACUCCAUCCAUCAUCUCUGUUGGGAGUCUUGUUGGAUUUUCUUGGAAAAGAAAUACCUACCAUCUACAAGGCUAGAAAACAACUCACCCCAUAUAAAAUCAGGAGAACUUCAAGAGCUAUGAUCUAAAUAGAUUUGUAUCCCAGUUGGGGAACUGAGCAUAGCUCCCAAGAUCGUAGGAAACCUGGUUGAAGGAGUUAGGGGUUAUCUUGGAAUAGGGAAUGGGAUGGCGGUGUUACCCAGUUACUGUUGGUUUUGAGAAACGGAUCUGGCCCAUGCAGGUCUAAAGAGAACAUCUUUGAACAAUGAGUUGAAGUCAUAUGGAAGGGUUACUUAGGCCCUUCUUUGAAUAAGCUCUUUCUAAUAGAAUUAUGCUGCCAUGAUGAGUGCCCCAAUUUAAGAAACAUUAAGAAUAAUCAUAUUGAAACUCAUUUCCAUUUAUUGAUUCUGUAGUGAGUGCCAACCACUAAGCCAAGUUUUGCAUUAUCUCAUCGUGUAUCACAGCAAUGUUGCUACACCUGUCUUCUCUUUUAUAUUUGAAAACUCUGAGAUUUGAAGGGACUGAGAAUUUGGGACUCAAACCCAAGCUUAAUUUACUCUACCUUGCCUUUUGGGCAGCCCUCAGGUAGAAUCUGGAUGACUCUUCUGAGACUGUCACUGGCAAGACUUCAAAGAGACCAAGGACUUGGACUCCCUUGAGACUCUGUUCUGAGAUGAAAGAGAGGCUCACUCUGGAUUACUUAAUCUUCAGGGAAAAAAAUUUUCAUGUUAAAACCAUCAGCAACUUUCCCUGGUGUGUUACCUGACAGAGGAAGGGAGUCCUAAGCUCAUUAAACCACUGAUUCCUGCUAAACCCUGAGAAGGGAUCAGGGAGCCUCUGGUACAUACCAGGCCUGCUGCUCGGUGCUUUACUGCCAUAUCUCAUUCCAUUUUUAGAGUGAACUCAGGAGAUGUGGCAUUACCAUUGUCCUUAGAUAGAAGAUAGCCAAAUCUUACAGAGUUAAGUAAUUUGCUUAAAGUUUUAUCAGCUAGAGAACAGCAGACCAGGAUGGCAAACCCCUCUGACACCUGAGGCGUCUCCCCUGGGACCAAGCCUAGUUAUCCUGCCCUGAAUCACAGGAAGACUUUACGGGGAGUGUUUCAUUGACAGUAGCUGCACUGUCAGUUUUGAAGGUGAUUUAGAGAGUGAUUAAAGAAAGCAGAUUCAAAUAGUAUGAUUGUCUAUACUCUGAUAUAAUCCUAUGUAUGCAUAAUGAUUGUGGAGAAGUAAUACAUCCUGGAACCCUUAUGUUGAAUGAUAUUACUGCUUUUUAAGGACUUAUUUUGAUGCAUAGCUGGGAAUCACGAAUGUUUAUGACAAUUAACUAGGUAUUCCCACACCUAUACAUGUGUGUAUGUAUAUGUAUGUAUGUAUCAUUUUCAAAAUGUGAUUUAAUAUUGAAAUAGUCCCAAUGCCAUUUUUGUAAGUGACCAAAUGAUCCAUAUGAAGAAGUGCCUUAAAAUUUCCCAUUAGAGGGAAAAGAGCUCUUGGGCAAUCUGUCAUGUUGUACAGUAUUUCUCAUUUUUCUCAUGAUUUGUAUAGCAUAGAACAUAUUGUUCAAUGUGAAAGAUUUUUAUUGCUCAAGUUCUUUGUUUGCAGCUUUCCUCUUUAAAGCAAUAAAUCAUCA
Molecule: messenger RNA, 5076 nt
Organism: Fukomys damarensis (Damara mole-rat)
Lineage: Eukaryota; Metazoa; Chordata; Mammalia; Rodentia; Bathyergidae
Gene: Ccn4
Product: cellular communication network factor 4
Exons: 5
Coding region: 178-1281 (367 amino acids)
Biological process (GO): signal transduction; cell adhesion
Cellular component (GO): extracellular region; extracellular matrix
Molecular function (GO): integrin binding; heparin binding
Source: RefSeq, a predicted model, not a curated record